AUGCCUGUCGGGCUAUGCAACGCUGUCCCAGGGUUCGAGCGCCUCAUGGAGAACGUCCUAGUGGACUUAAAGUGGCGGGAACUCGUCGCACCUGGCCGUCGGGGCGUGCCUCAGGCAAGAGUUUACCAAAAGCCUGGAACGCUUAUGGGUCACGAGGACGGAUUAUCGCGUCUCUUCCCGCCUUCUGUAGUGAAAGCUCUAAUGACAGAUCUUCUCAACACUGGGAGCCAGGAGAGCGUUCCAGACCAAGUAAUGGAGCGCCGAGUGGAAAUAAAUGACCUACUGAGGCUUCGACUUCUACAAACGGUGGUCACGUUUAAGUCGGAAAGGCGACAGUGGACCGGAAGACGUCUGAAGCGAGCGAAACCUCGAAGGUGGCAAAUGAAGAACGAAUCGAAGACUCCAGGCUAA
Messenger RNA from Phytophthora nicotianae INRA-310, 411 nucleotides. RefSeq lists its product as hypothetical. Bases 1 to 411 code for a protein of 136 amino acids. Lineage: Eukaryota; Oomycota; Peronosporomycetes; Peronosporales; Peronosporaceae. The transcript has 3 exons. The record is from RefSeq and is a predicted model, not a curated record.